Messenger RNA from Quercus robur (English oak), 1110 nucleotides. RefSeq names its product gamma-interferon-responsive lysosomal thiol protein. The record is from RefSeq and is a predicted model, not a curated record. Gene Ontology annotation, molecular function: oxidoreductase activity, acting on a sulfur group of donors, disulfide as acceptor. The annotation marks the transcript as partial. Lineage: Eukaryota; Viridiplantae; Streptophyta; Magnoliopsida; Fagales; Fagaceae. The transcript has 5 exons.
AAAUCCCUCAGCUUUUUUCUCCAAUGGCUUCUCAUCUUGUUCACCUCUUCUUCUUCGUCAGCUUCUAGAAUUAUUUUACCAUCAGAUUCUCAGAAAGUCUCUGUGGGCUUAUACUACGAAUCCCUAUGCCCCUACAGCGCCAAUUUCAUAAUCAAUUAUCUGGACAAGCUCUUCGAAACUGAUCUCAUCUCUAUCGUUGAUCUCAAACUCGUUCCUUGGGGUAACGCCAAACUCAGAGGCAACAACACCUUCGAUUGCCAGCAUGGCCCAUAUGAAUGCUUACUAAACACUGUGGAAGCCUGUGCAAUUGAUGUCUGGCCUGAUUUGAGUGAGCAUUUUCCUUUUAUUAAUUGCGUUGAGACUUUGGUCUACGAACACAAGUACCCCCAAUGGGAAUCAUGUUUUGAGAAGCUGGGCUUGGAUCCAAACCCUAUUUCAGAUUGCUAUAGUAGUGGACAUGGUAAAGAGCUUGAAUUGCAAUAUGCAGCUGAAACAAACACCCUUCAGCCUCCUCAUGAGUAUGUGCCUUGGGUUGUUGUGGAUGGAGAACCACUCUAUGAGGAUUAUGAAAACUUUCUAAGCUAUAUCUGCAAGGCUUAUAAAGGUACUGCUGUGUCCACGGCCUGUAGCAAAGUAUCUGUGAAUACUGUAUCAGGGAAAGCGAAGGUUAUCCAUCCAGAUUGCUAUGAAACAAGAGUGCUGGCAUUAGCAGCAAGAAUAAAAUCAGCCAUUACACGGUGGAUGGGCCAGAAGAACAUGGUAGCUUCAAUGUAAAUGUCUGCAGUUUUAUGUGUUUGUAGAUUGGUUCAUCACUGUUCCUUAUAUUUUCUGGAGAUCUACCUAUCUUGUUUGUAUUUGCAGUGCCCAGUUAAGGCAGCUAGGAAAUAGUAAGUUGGUACCAGCCAGAGAAAACUCUUCUUGUUUGUGGCGUAUCAUUAAUUAUUAAUUAUGACAAAUAGUUUUAUGUUUAGUGAUAAAUCAGUCUAGAUGCAUAUGCUGCAUUUACAUGGCACCCAUCUAUACUUUAUUUGCUAUUCUUCUCUUUUGUACUCUAAAGGGAGAGCAAACCAAAAUCUAUAAAUAAUGUCUACUAAGUUAUUCUGUGAAACA